This is a messenger RNA of Otolemur garnettii (small-eared galago), 773 nucleotides long. RefSeq names its product growth factor, augmenter of liver regeneration (gene GFER). Lineage: Eukaryota; Metazoa; Chordata; Mammalia; Primates; Galagidae. The transcript has 3 exons. Gene Ontology annotation, biological process: liver development. The coding region runs from base 76 to 696 and encodes 206 amino acids. Gene Ontology annotation, cellular component: mitochondrion. Gene Ontology annotation, molecular function: flavin adenine dinucleotide binding; flavin-dependent sulfhydryl oxidase activity. The record is from RefSeq and is a predicted model, not a curated record.
CGCGCGCUGGCUUGGAGGCCGACCUGGAGGCCCCUCUGGAGGCCGACCUGGCCCGGCAGACAUUGCGCGAGCAAGAUGGCGGCGCCCGGAGAGGGUGGCCGCUUCUACCGCAGCAACCUCUUCUCCUUCUUGCCGGGCGGCGCGCGCUCGGAGGUGAUAGAUGACCUGGAAACCGACGCGCGGGGCCGGGGCGCGGGGCGGAGAGACGCUGCCGUCUCAGUCCCGACGCCAGCCCAGGCGGCGACCUCCGAUUCUCAGGUCGCCGAGGACACCUCCCAGAGGCGGCCCUGCAGAGCCUGCGUGGACUUCAAGAGGUGGAUGCGGACGCAGCCGAAGCGGGACAACAAGUUUAGGGAGGAUUGUCCACAGGAUCGAGAGGAACUGGGUCGCCACAGCUGGGCUGUCCUCCACACCCUCGCUGCCUACUAUCCUGAUCUGCCCACCCCAGAACAGCAGCAAGACAUGGCUCAAUUCAUACAUUUAUUUUCCAAGUUUUACCCAUGUGAGGAGUGUGCCGAAGACCUAAGGAAGAGGAUAUGUAGGAACCAGCCAGACACUCGCACUCGGGCAUGCUUCUCUCAGUGGCUAUGCCGCCUGCACAAUGAGGUGAACCGCAAACUGGGCAAGCCUGAUUUUGACUGCUCAAAAGUGGAUGAGCGCUGGCGCGACGGCUGGAAGGACGGCUCCUGUGACUAGAGUGUGGCCAGCUAGGGCCCAUGGGGUGGCCUGGCUAGAGAGGGGCAGAAUACUCAUUAAAGUGAACAGAGCCAGAG